AUGGAAAAGGGUACCCUUUUAGAAUUAGGUCUUUUGCCAAUAAUCACGUCUGCCCUUUUAUGGCAGUUAGCUGCUGGAUUAAAGCUUAUCAGAGUCAAUCUCAGUUUAGCAUCGGAUAGAGAGUUGUUUCAAUCAGCUCAAAAGCUUACUAGUUUAUUCCUUGCUCUUACUUAUGGCCUUGGCCUAAUUUUCAGCGGAUAUUAUGACAAGGUUAUUCGUGGCUACGACCCUUUGCUGGAUGGGGCUCUUCCAUACGGAUCGUAUGCCAUAUUAUUAGCUCAGAUUGUCGGCUGGUCCUUUAUCUUGACUUUGAUGGUUGAAGUCUUUGACAAAGAAUACGCCUUCGGAGGAGGUAUAUUUGGAUUUUUAACACUCCAAGUAGCUACCAGCUUGGUAAGGGACUUGAUAAGUUUUGAAGCAGUACCAUUAGCUAAUUCAAACAAGUCCGAAAUAUAUGGAACUUUGAUCUACUUGAUUAGGGGUUAUAAGAACUUGCCUUCAUCUAUUUUGAAUGUUUUCAAUAGAUUAUAUUUGCCAAAUUUCUAUCAGAUAUACCUUGUGAUAAUUACUGGAGGAUUAGUGAUAUAUUUACAAAACUUUAGAAUUGAAUUACCAAUUAGAUCCAACAAAGUUAGAGGCAUGAAUAACGUGUACCCAAUAAGACUUUUAUACAAUGGGGCAUUACCAGUGCUCUUCAGUUUCACCGUUUUGGCAAACAUCCAAGUUUUUGGUUUCAUUAUUUCCCAAGUCUUUGAAUUACCUUUCAUUGGUACUUGGCAACUCGACGUAUCCUCUAACAACUUGGUUUUAAGCUCUGGAUUAUUAUACUACUUGAAUGCUUAUUCAGCAUCAUUACUCGACGCAUUAUUGUCACCAAUCAAAUCAAUAGUGUGUUUCAUAGUCGUUAUUGCUUCCGCAACUUGGUUCGCUACCGUUUGGAGCAAGAUUUCGGGUGCAGCUCCAAGAGAUAUUUCAAAACAGUUUAAAGAUCAAGGCAUUUCCAUUUUAGGUAAGAGAGAUGCUUCUAUAACUAAGGAGUUAUCUAGAGUCAUUCCAGUUGCAGCAGUCAGUGGUGCUUCUGUGUUAAGCUCGCUUGCAUUUGCCAGUGAAUUGCUUGGUGGGACUGGAAGGGGAGUUGCAGUUACUAUCGGAAUUACAUCUGCAUUCGGUAUCCUAGAGGAGUUUAUGGUCGAAUAUCAGCAAGCAGGAGGUAACUCCCAAUUUACAGGCGCUUUUGGUGGUUAA
Messenger RNA from Priceomyces carsonii, 1245 nucleotides. RefSeq names its product Ssh1p (gene SSH1). The coding region runs from base 1 to 1245 and encodes 414 amino acids. The transcript has a single exon. Gene Ontology annotation, molecular function: transmembrane protein transporter activity; ribosome binding; signal sequence receptor activity. The record is from RefSeq and is a predicted model, not a curated record. Lineage: Eukaryota; Fungi; Ascomycota; Pichiomycetes; Serinales; Debaryomycetaceae. Gene Ontology annotation, cellular component: Sec61 translocon complex; membrane. Gene Ontology annotation, biological process: post-translational protein targeting to membrane, translocation; SRP-dependent cotranslational protein targeting to membrane, translocation.